This is a messenger RNA of Plasmodium reichenowi, 595 nucleotides long. RefSeq names its product 26S proteasome AAA-ATPase subunit RPT3, putative. The transcript has a single exon. Gene Ontology annotation, molecular function: proteasome-activating activity; ATP binding; ATP hydrolysis activity. The annotation marks the transcript as partial. Gene Ontology annotation, cellular component: proteasome regulatory particle, base subcomplex. Gene Ontology annotation, biological process: proteasome-mediated ubiquitin-dependent protein catabolic process. The record is from RefSeq and is a predicted model, not a curated record. Lineage: Eukaryota; Apicomplexa; Aconoidasida; Haemosporida; Plasmodiidae.
AACUCAGGUUACUUUUAUUGGUGUUGUUGGAUCUGAAUUUGUUCAAAAAUAUUUAGGAGAAGGACCAAGAAUGGUACGUGAUGUAUUCAGAUUGGCUAGAGAAAAUUCGCCAUCCAUUAUUUUUAUAGAUGAAGUAGAUGCAAUUGCUACUAAGAGAUUUGAUGCACAAACAGGUGCAGAUAGAGAAGUUCAAAGAAUUCUAUUGGAAUUAUUAAAUCAAAUGGAUGGUUUCGAUAAAUCUACUAAUGUUAAAGUUAUUAUGGCUACUAACAGAGCAGAUACUUUAGAUCCUGCUUUAUUAAGACCAGGAAGAUUAGAUAGAAAAAUCGAAUUCCCUUUACCAGAUAGAAAACAAAAAAGAUUAAUCUUCCAAACCAUUAUUAGUAAAAUGAAUGUUAGUAGUGAUGUAAAUAUAGAAAGUUUUGUAGUCAGAACGGAUAAAAUUAGUGCAGCUGAUAUUGCUGCCAUAGCACAAGAAGCAGGUAUGCAAGCUAUAAGAAAAAAUAGAUAUAUUAUUACAGCUAAUGAUUUUGAACAGGGAUACAGAACACAUGUUAGAAAGCAAUUAAGAGAUUACGAAUUUUAUAAUAUAUAA